Phaeodactylum tricornutum CCAP 1055/1 is the source of this 819-nucleotide messenger RNA. RefSeq lists its product with no specific name. The transcript is spliced from 2 exons. NCBI's taxonomy places the organism in Eukaryota, Bacillariophyta, Bacillariophyceae, Surirellales, Neidiaceae. Gene Ontology annotation, biological process: NAD+ metabolic process; NADP+ biosynthetic process. The annotation marks the transcript as partial. Gene Ontology annotation, molecular function: NAD+ kinase activity. The record is from RefSeq and is a predicted model, not a curated record.
CUCGAAAGUCGCUAUAAGGCACACAAGCAAUGUGUCUCGCACCUGCUUGCAAUUCUUCGUCAACACCAAGUCAACUUUUCCUGCGUGAAUCGUGUCGAACUGGAUCGACAGCAUUUAGCUGAUGUUGAUUUGGUGGUGGCAGUUGGAGGCGAUGGUACCGUGUUGAGCUCCGCACACUUUCUUGAUCACGGAACGAUUCCUCUCCUCGGCAUCAACUCGGAUCCUAAUGUCAAACCCGAAGAUAUCAAAGUCGUUCACAAGAAAUCUGACGAACGGCGUUCUCACGGUGCACUAUGUAUGUGCACUGCACUCGAUAUGGAAGAUGGACUUGCCCAGGUUUUAUACGGCGGAGGAUAUUUGCAGGCGCGGACUCGAAUCCGAUGCAAGGUAAAAUCGACUUUUUCCGAAACUCGUCUCGUCCCAGCUUUGAACGAUCUCUUGAUUGCCAACCCGUCACCUGCAGCCGUGUCCCGAUUUCGCUUGGGUUGGAUGAAUCUUAAUUCUCUCAAUGUUUGGAGUUCGGGCAUGUGGCUGAGUACGUCGACGGGAUCGACCGCCGCAAUGGCGGCAGCUGGUGGACAACCAAUGCCCCUCGCUUCGGAAGAUAUUCAGUACUUGAUUCGUGAGCAUAUGAUUGAAGGAGGCAAUGUCGAUGGCCACGACCUCGACAACGGAAUGAUCAGAACGGAAGAAAAAAUGCAUGUGCGAUGGAAUUCACAGAAGGGACGAAUCUUCAUUGACGGCUCACAUCUGAUGCACAAUUUGGAACUAGGAGACGAGAUUCUUAUUGAUGGUAGGGCACCCCCGCUCAAACUCUUU